Molecule: messenger RNA, 1008 nt
Organism: Colletotrichum fioriniae
Lineage: Eukaryota; Fungi; Ascomycota; Sordariomycetes; Glomerellales; Glomerellaceae
Source: RefSeq, a predicted model, not a curated record
AUGUCUAGCAACGCCAAUCCCGCUCUUCAGCACCCCGCCAUCAUCGAAGCGGCCGCGGGGCCUGUGGAUGAGAACGAAUUCGACCCUGUGGACUGGGACGUGUCUUCCGUCGAGUCGGCCUCCGUUACCUCCAGCGUCUAUUCUCACGAGUACGACAAUGGACGUCGCUACCACAGCUACCGCCAUGGCCGCUAUCCUUUGCCAAACGAUGACGAGGAGCAGGGCCGGGAGAACAUGAAGCAUGUGAUGAAUCUUGAACUUUGCGAUGGAAAGUUGUUCUAUGCACCAAUUGGAGACAACCCUCAAAAGAUUAUCGAUAUUGGAACGGGCACUGUCUUGGGCAUCGACCUAUCACCAAUCCAGCCGGGGUGGAUUCCCCCCAACGUCAAAUUCCUCGUGGAUGACGCUGAGGAUGAUUGGCUGAAUGGUGACAACUUUGAUCUGGUCCACUUCCGCAUGAUGGGAAUGUCGCUGAAGAAAAUUGACAAGGUUAUUGCCAGCUCGUACAAGCACUUGAAGAACGGCGGCUGGAUCGAAUUUCAGGAGCUCCACGGAGAAGUCCAGUGCGACGACGGCACCGUUCCGGAAGAUGACACGGUCAAACGCUUCUGGGAAAUGGGCAACGAAGCCUUCAGCCUCUUUGGCCUUCAAUUCCACAAUGCUCGCGAUAUGAAGCCCCGGCUCGAGGCAGCCGGCUUCAAGAACAUCCAAUGCGAGGUGAAGAAAUGCCCCAUUGGAACCUGGCCAAAGGAUCCGACGUUGCGUCUCGUUGGCAAAUACAUGCAAGAAGCGCUCAGCGGUGUUGCUGCAGCCUUUGCCGGUAAGCCUUUCGAGGCGUUGGGUAUUGAGGCGAUUGAGGGGCAGGUAUGGCUGGCGACUCUUAGGAAGGCCAUCAAGGAUAGAAAUGCGCACCGUUACAUGAACCAGUACUUCUGGUACGCACAGAAACCUGAAGAUGCGCCUGAGAACGACGGCCCUGAAGCAGGAUCAUCUGACGGUGAGGCCUGA